UUAUGCGUGGGUCAGUAACGGUCGACAUCAGUAACCAUGAAGAUGUGGUUGUGGACGGUUGUGCUUCUAGCGGUCACUACACUGACGUUCUGCACGCCGCUUAUAAAUGAACUUGAACCGGGAAAAGAUUGGCCAAAGCGUGGUUCAGUGAAACAGCCACAAGAUGAACCGGAAAUUACGGAGAUCUCAACAGAAGUACCAUCAAAUACCGAUUUUAAAGAAGGAACCCCGGUUGAAUUUGGAGAUGAAAUUGAAGAAGAAAUUGCAAUACUUGCGAAAGCGGCUGAGGUCACCGAUACUAAAGUAGACUAUUCGGGCGCACAGGUGUGGAAAGUUUCUACGGAGAAAACUGGUGUUCGAGCAACUCUAGGAAGACUGCGUCGUAGAAACCUAAUAUCUACUUGGGCCGGUAACCAGACAUACUUGGACGUUUUCGUAAAAUCAAAUGCUUUACAAAAUGUAACAAGAAUCAUGAAAAGAGAAAACAUUACAUUUCAUAUAGUAAUUGACGAUUUACAAAAGAGAAUAAACGAAGAAAAUCCACCACUCGAUGAGAAUGAAAUCGAGCUUCAGGACAGACGAGGUCAUCGUAUGACGUGGAAACAAUAUCAUAGGCUCGAAGAUAUUCAUGGUUUUAUGGACUACCUAGCUAAAACAUACCCAAAAAUUAUUAGCGUUAAUACUAUCGGGACGUCUUAUGAAGGAAGAGAUCUUAAGGUGUUGCGUAUAUCUGAUGGGAAACCGACAAACAAAGCGGUGUUUAUUGAUGGAGGAAUACACGCGCGUGAAUGGAUAAGUCCAGCGACCGUCACGUAUUUAAUCAAUCAAAUUGCUGAGAACUUUGAUGAAGAAUCCGAUGAUAUUAGGAACAUUGAUUGGUAUAUACUUCCGGUCGUCAACCCAGAUGGAUAUGAAUACACGCAUGUUAAAGAUCGCUUAUGGCGGAAAAAUAGAAAACCAACUAUUGGAACAAGGGCAUGUGUCGGCGCUGACCUCAACAGAAACUUCGGUUAUCGCUGGGGCGGAAAAGGGGCAUCUAGUAACCCUUGCAGUGAUAUUUAUCGGGGUGCCAGAGCUUUCUCUGAACCUGAAUCCAAAGCUGUCUCAGAAUUCAUCAAAAACAGUGCUGCCAAUUUCUCAGCUUAUUUGACAUACCACAGUUAUGGGCAAUAUCUACUUUAUCCAUGGGGCUAUGACACUGCUGUCCCCCCAGAUCACAAAGAAUUAGACGUUGUAGGAAAAAGCAUAGCCGCAGCUAUUGAGAAUACAGGAGGGUCAAAAUACUCAGUAGGUUCAUCAAGUGGACUUCUCUACCCCGCAUCGGGGGGCUCUGAUGAUUGGGCUAAGGCACAAGGAAUAAAAUAUGCAUUUACAAUUGAACUAAGUGACACGGGACGAUACGGUUUCAUCUUGCCUACAUCUUUCAUUGAGCCUGUUGCCAGAGAGUCCCUGGCUGGAGUCAGAGUACUUGCCAGUCAAAUUCAUAAGCUCUAAAUACUACAUUUAAUUCUAUGGAUGUAUUUAUUUUAACAUAAGAUGUGAUAUCAUGUUUGAUAAUGUGUUGUAAAACAUUAAUUUAUUAUUUAAAAAAUGUACUUAAGUAUUUUAAUAUAGAUUUU
Vanessa atalanta (red admiral) is the source of this 1619-nucleotide messenger RNA. RefSeq names its product carboxypeptidase B-like (gene Mf-cpa). Gene Ontology annotation, biological process: proteolysis. The transcript is spliced from 9 exons. The record is from RefSeq and is a predicted model, not a curated record. NCBI's taxonomy places the organism in Eukaryota, Metazoa, Arthropoda, Insecta, Lepidoptera, Nymphalidae. Bases 37 to 1494 code for a protein of 485 amino acids. Gene Ontology annotation, molecular function: metallocarboxypeptidase activity; zinc ion binding.